AUGAAGCGGGACACGGUCGCCGUCGCCGCCUGCGACUCUUUCCGCGGCGAGUGCGUGCAGCCCGGCUGGACCAUCUUGCGCGUCGUGCUUGACAACCCUGGUGUCUGGCUCUUCCACUGCCACAUUGAAUGGGACAUGGCCACCGGCAUGGGCAUGACGCUGGUCGUGAACCCGUCGAAGCUGCGCUCGAUGGGUCUACCGAGCGACAUUCAAAGCACGUGCGCGGCGCCUUUCAAGAGCAUGGCGCCGGCGCUCCCGGACCUUCGGCGGCUCUUCGAGGCUCAGGAACGCAUCCCGACCGAGACCGCGCUCGGGAUCAUCCAUGAUGCGCUCGACCUCAUGGACGUGGAGCCCAACGUGCUCGAGAUCCAAGCACCCGUCGUCGUCUUUGGCGACCUGCAUGGGCAGUUCUUUGACCUGCUCAAGAUGCUCGACCAACUCGAGUUCUUUGCCGACAAGCCGGAACAUGCAGAUCGCAAGCUGCUCUUCCUCGGCGACUAUGUGGACCGGGGCGUCUUUUCGUGCGAAGUCAUGCUCUUCCUCCUCUGCAUGAAGAUACAUGCGCCAAGCCGCGUCUUUCUCCUGCGAGGCAACCACGAGUGCGAAGCCAUCUCGUCCUUCUACGGCUUUCGCCUCGAGUGCAAGGCCAAGUACGGUCUCUCGGUCUACUUUCAUUUUAUCGAGUGCUUUCGAUCGCUGCCGCUGGCUGCGAUCCUCGACGCCCCGGAUGGACGCAUCUUUUGCGUCCACGCAGGCCUUUCGCCUGACCUCGACACGAUCGCCGAUAUUCAGGCCUUGGACCGACGGCAAGAACCAACAACGAGCGGUCCGCUCUGCGACCUUUUGUGGUCGGACCCGGUGCCCGAGUACGAAGUCGAGCUGCCGCUCGCCGACGAAGACGACAACCGUACACCGCCCGAAGAGACCACAUCUUCCAAUGGAACCAAAAACGGGCUGAAGAAGCGGCCGUCGAUCGUACCCGAGACGGCGCGCUGGUCGCCCAACGAGGUCCGCGGGUGCUCGUAUUACUAUGGCUGCUUGGCCGUCUACUCGUUCUUGAACCGCAACAAUCUGCUGUGCAUUCUGCGCGCGCACGAGCUCCAGGACGAAGGUUUCCUCUUUCACUUUUCGUCACAAGCCUACUUGCCGCUCGACACGCGGCUCGACACGAGCUUCCCGCCUGUCAUUACGCUCUUCUCGGCACCGAAUUACUGCGACGAGUACAACAACCUCGGGGCCAUGAUGUACAUUUCGAACGCACCCAACGGCUUUGACGUCGAGCAGCUCCAAGCGACGCGACACCCGUUUCCACGCCGAUAUGCGCAGUCGGAAGGCAUGUGGUCACUCUUCGAGUCGACGCUGCCAUACAUUCCUCCAAGCACAAAGUUUUUCGAAGACAUGGCCGAGCUCAAUGAC
Saprolegnia parasitica CBS 223.65 is the source of this 1416-nucleotide messenger RNA. RefSeq lists its product as hypothetical. The transcript has 8 exons. Gene Ontology annotation, biological process: calcineurin-mediated signaling. The annotation marks the transcript as partial. Gene Ontology annotation, molecular function: calmodulin-dependent protein phosphatase activity; copper ion binding; oxidoreductase activity. The record is from RefSeq and is a predicted model, not a curated record. Gene Ontology annotation, cellular component: cytoplasm; calcineurin complex. Lineage: Eukaryota; Oomycota; Saprolegniomycetes; Saprolegniales; Saprolegniaceae.